CACGGAAGUUGUGAUGGAACGGAACCUCUGACGUGUCGAGUCGUCGCCAUUUUCCUGAGGAAGGAAACGCCUUGAAGAAGGAAGGAAACAUAUCCACUGUGUUUUUUUGUUUGUUUGCCAAAGUAGGUUCCCAUCACCAGCUGCCAUGGGGAAUAUGUUCGCAGGGCUCUUUAAAAUGUUCGGGAAGAAGGAGAUGAGGAUCCUGAUGGUGGGUCUAGAUGCUGCAGGAAAGACCACUAUUUUGUACAAGCUCAAACUUGGAGAGAUUGUGACUACUAUUCCCACAAUAGGUUUCAACGUAGAGACGGUAGAGUACAAGAACAUCAGUUUCACGGUGUGGGAUGUCGGUGGUCAAGACAAAAUUCGACCGCUGUGGCGUCAUUACUUCCAGAACACACAGGGUCUCAUCUUUGUUGUGGACAGCAACGACAGAGAGCGGUGUACAGAGGCUCGUGAAGAGCUCAUGAGGAUGUUGGCAGAGGAGGAGCUGCAUGAUGCUGUCCUAUUAGUAUUUGCCAACAAACAGGACCUACCAAAUGCUAUGAACGCAGCAGAACUCACGGACAAGCUGGGGCUUCAUAGCCUACGCAAUAGACACUGGUACAUCCAGGCAACCUGUGCCACCACCGGGGACGGCCUCUAUGAAGGACUGGAUUGGUUGUCUAAUCAGCUCAAGAACCAUUAAUAAUCAUCUGCUAUGCACAACUAAUCUACUCCACCCAAUCUCUGACCUUGCUCUCUACUCUUAAGGUGUUGCAAAACUGAGCUACCUUGUCCAAACAAAGUUCUGGAAGCUGCCCUCACCUGAGAUGUUGUUAUCACAAACAUACAGGCCAGUGGUGGGGGUAAUCUAUUCUUGUAAAGCUGUCAGGUUUUUUUUAUUUUAUGUUAUUUUAUGUAACUGUAAAUAUAUUUGGUAAUGGGGCAGCUUAUUGCACUCUUUACAAAUGGUUAUUUCUCUUUCUGGUUGUUGGACAGUCAUGUGUGCGUUGAAUAAGAAAAGGGACGAGAGGAACAAUAAUUUACCAGCACAUGUUGGCCCCAGGACCUCAAUGCAAUCUAAUGACUUGACAUACUGUAGAGAAUGAUCCACGAGGGGCUUUUAAUUUUCUAGAAACUGAAUUAAACACAGAUGCACUACUUGCAGCUAUUCUGGUUACUUUAACCAGUAGCAGCGAUUACAUGCACCAGCCUCCCAACUUACCAUUUAAUAAACACUGGCUUUGGCAAAUUUGUACUCUGUACUGACAUCUCCCUCAAGUUGAGAACUCCCAUCUGUGAACACUUACCAGCCUUUGAUAUAACGUGCGUUGGCUUGAAUUAAGAACUGCUGCAGUGACGUCACAUCUGCCUGCUUUAUGGUUAUUUGAAAGGCAGUCUGUGAGUCGGCAUUAGAUUUUUGUAUUUCUGAGUCUCAGGUUUAUCAUCUGCUGCCUUCGCAGCGAAACUGCAUGAUGUGGUCUGUUAGUCAUUAAGGACAUGCAUAUUUACUGGGUGUUUACAUCAUUAGGCUGCACAGGAACUAUUACCCCACUGAGUACUCAUUUCAACAGCCCUAAACUGUAACUUGUGUGUACUGUGUUAGGUAAUUGUAACUAAAUUAGUUAUACACUACAGUGACCCUAUGGUCUUGAUUAAAGGCUUUAGCAAGUCAUGCCUUUUUUAUAUUCAGUUCAGAAUCUGGGAAAUGGUGUUUUGAUGGCAAUACAAAAUCAGUUUUGGAUACAUGUUUAACAUAAUGCCAGUAUUUCUUCCUUUGCAGCUGACUGUCCCUGGGGUAAAAAGGAACCCAGAAAUAUGCCUUCUUAUCAAAGACACGCGUUGCCUCUUAUUUUCAAGCUUUUCUAAAAGGUGUGGGUAUAACUUCUCUCAAGAUGUAUCGGAUGUGCAUUUUUCUUUUUGAUUUAUGACUGCCUAUAUAUUUGAAAACUAUGUUAAUCUCUUAGGUUUGUCUGUUUUUUAUGUAAAGCUUUUGUGAGAAAAAGGCACUGUAAUUAAAGUGACUGGAUUAAAAAAAACAA
This is a messenger RNA of Morone saxatilis (striped sea-bass), 2021 nucleotides long. RefSeq names its product ADP-ribosylation factor 1 (gene arf1). The record is from RefSeq and is a predicted model, not a curated record. Gene Ontology annotation, biological process: intracellular protein transport; vesicle-mediated transport. Lineage: Eukaryota; Metazoa; Chordata; Actinopteri; Moronidae. The transcript is spliced from 5 exons. Gene Ontology annotation, molecular function: GTP binding; GTPase activity. Bases 146 to 685 code for a protein of 179 amino acids. Gene Ontology annotation, cellular component: plasma membrane; cytoplasm.